AUGCUGCACGCUGAGGUUCUCGUGAAACAAGCGCAGAAAUCGCCAUUUUCUAAACAGUUCGCACUUCUCAAUCAGUUCUUCGAGAUAAUUGGGCAGAUUAUGGAUCGACUUCCUGAAUUUUCAUAUUUCAUUAAGCUUUCUGCCGAUGCGCUUUUACUAUCCUCGCGAUAUCACGCGGAUACGUUCAGAUUUUUCAAAUUUCCCAAAAAGUGGGAGAUUGCUACACCGUUAAGUGCAGUUGAUUUUGCUAUUCGUUUCUGCUGUAGCCUUGUCAAAGGACAACCGGGCUGGUCUGGUGCAUGGAAUGACUUGGGUGUCGCACUGCUGAGGAAAUGCCAGCUAACGAAAAAGAACAGUCCUGGUUGCAUGAAGUGA
This is a messenger RNA of Gongylonema pulchrum, 375 nucleotides long. NCBI's taxonomy places the organism in Eukaryota, Metazoa, Nematoda, Chromadorea, Rhabditida, Gongylonematidae. The record is from the annotation of a GenBank genome assembly.